AAACACUCCCAACAUUUUUACAUCAUCAGACACAAAGCAAUCAAUUAAAGCAUCAGAUUAAGUUCUAAGCAAGAAAGAAAAUGUCAGACAAGCAAAACCUAAGCUACCAAGCCGGCCAAGCCACUGGCCAGACUAAGGAGAAGGCAAGUGGUUUGAUGGAUAAGGCCAAAGAUGCUGCUGCUUCAGCUCAAGACUCCAUGCAACAUGCUGGACAACAGAUGAAGCAGAAGGCACAAGGAGCUGCAGAUGUGGUCAAGGACAAAACUGGCCUGAACAAGAACACCUGAACAACUUUCAUUUUGACUUUCUAUUAUAAUCCUCUCUUUGAGUUAUUUAAUAAAUUUGGAAAGGUUUUAAUUCUCGUUUCUGCUGCUUCUGAUGUUUAUGUAACCAGAUAAUUUCCAGCAAUAUUGCAGGAUACUAUCAUUUGAAAAGUAGAUUUAUUCAUUACAUGUUAUGUAAUAAUAGUUUUUAUAAUUUUAAAAACAUUAUUUCAUA
This is a messenger RNA of Brassica rapa (field mustard), 498 nucleotides long. RefSeq names its product stress-induced protein KIN2. The record is from RefSeq and is a predicted model, not a curated record. Lineage: Eukaryota; Viridiplantae; Streptophyta; Magnoliopsida; Brassicales; Brassicaceae.